UCUAGUACACCCACAUGGAAAUUUCGUUAUCUGCUUGAAGGAAAACAAAAUCUGUCAUAAAUAUACUCGUACACUCGUACUUUUUAUUCGUUUGUUCUCCCAAAUUUAACCAUGGCCGAUGACGAUGAUAAACCCAAGAAGCAUACCCUGGACUCGCUUUUCAUGGUGUACUGCAACUACAAGGCUAACCCUACGGAGCUGGAGAACGAGCAGUUUGACUGCAUUCUUCUCUCGCAAAUUGAUGCCUGGCUGGAGCAGGCCAAGCUAAUGCCUAACCCCAUAACACGUACCCAAACUGGACUCCUUUACAUGCGCUAUAAAAAGUGGCGCUUGGGAUACGAAGACUUUCUUGAGCUGAUCACCCAAUUGGUGGUCGAUAACAACCUAAUCUUGGACGAAUUUAAGCAGAUAAUGAUCGAAGCGGGUCCACCCAGCGGUGCCACCGACAUCGUCAUGGUCAAGUAGUUGUACUAGCAAAUCUGCAGUUUAUUUUAUAUAAAAAACAUCAGCAUACAACAAUAUCAUUUACAGCCAGUAACAAUAAGAUUAUAAACAAUAUUUAUAGGAAA
Messenger RNA from Drosophila subobscura, 569 nucleotides. RefSeq lists its product as uncharacterized. The coding region runs from base 112 to 465 and encodes 117 amino acids. Lineage: Eukaryota; Metazoa; Arthropoda; Insecta; Diptera; Drosophilidae. The record is from RefSeq and is a predicted model, not a curated record. The transcript is spliced from 3 exons.